Seriola aureovittata is the source of this 4865-nucleotide messenger RNA. Its product is annotated as EEIG family member 2-like. The transcript has 11 exons. The record is from RefSeq and is a predicted model, not a curated record. The coding region runs from base 108 to 1250 and encodes 380 amino acids. Lineage: Eukaryota; Metazoa; Chordata; Actinopteri; Carangiformes; Carangidae.
CCUCCCACAACACAACACUACACUGUAUCUGUGCCACAACACAAUGGGGCUGUAAUGUCAGCGACAGGCGAGAUUAGAGCAUCUUCUCAACAGUACUGAGUCUGUGUAUGGAUUUAAUGAUGAUGAAAAAGAAGAAAUUCAAGUUCAAGGUGGAUUUUCAGCUGGACGAGCUCUCGUCGGUCCCCUUUGUCAACGGUGUCCUCUUUUGUAAAGUCAGAUUGCUGGACGGCGGCUUCUCCGAGGAGUCCUCUCGGGAGCCAGUGCAGGCCAAUUGUGUUCGAUGGAGGAAACAGUUCUCUUUCCCCUGCAAGAUGAGUGCCAAUGCAGGGACAGGUGUACUGGACCCUUGUGUGUGUCGUGUAUCGGUCAGAAAGGAACUGAAGGGUGGGAAAGCAUAUGCAAAGCUUGGUUUUGCAGAUCUGAAUUUAGCAGAGUUUGCCGGCUCAGGGAAUACAACCCGCAGAUGUCUGCUGGAAGGCUACGAUACCAAAAAUACUCGUCAGGAUAAUUCCAUUCUCAAGGUAAUCAUCAGUACACAUCUCAUGUCAGGAGAUCCCUGUUUUAAAACGCCUCCCUCCACAGCCACAGUGAUUGGGAUCCAGGGUGACGGAGAGAGCCUGCUGGAGGAGAGGAGGGGAGGAGACUCACAGAAAGGCUGUUCUGCAGAGAGUCGUGAAGGGAAGUGUCCGGUUGUUUCUGAUGAGCUGGGGGGCUGCGGCCAUUCCCGUACAUCCAGCUACGCCAGCCAACAGUCCAAACUUUCAGGCUACAGCACGGGACACUCCCGCUCAUCCAGCAUGUCAGAGUUCAGCCAUCGGAGAAACCAUUCAGUGGGCAGCGCCUCAACGGGCAUCGGCAGCAUCCCAGAACCCAGCGAGGACCGAGACAAAGAGUCGAGACCCUGUCCUGCACUCCCUGAACACCCAGUCUCCUCCGCCACCACUAGCAACCCACAAGGCACACCAGUACGGAGUGCCUCAUCCUGUGAACGACUCAACAGACAUCCAGUGAAACAAGACUCCAUGGAGUCUCAGCUAAAGAGAAUGGACGACACACGGGUGGAUGCUGAUGAUGUUGUGGAAAAAAUUCUUCAAAGUCAAGAUUUCACACCCAGCUUACUGGACUCCAGUGCUGAAGAGGAAGGCUUGCGUCUGUUUGUUGGGCCUGGGGGAAGUACAGCCCUUGGAAGCCAUCACCUUCCCACCAGGGUUGGAGCUGGAGCGUAUGAGCAGGUGGUGAUAAAGCGUUAGACCUACAGCCUCCUUUAUGAUGGACUGACACUGCUCACAUCCAAAAAAUUGGAAACAAGGCUGUGUCCAUUUCAAUCUCCAUUCCUAAAGCUCAUUACCUGAUCAGCAUGGUGUCUAACCUGAUCACCCUUUGAAAGGUUGACAUUACAACAGUGCCCUCCUGUGUUCAUAUCUGCCGUUUGACACAGUAGCUUCCUGGCAGAUUUUUAACUGGCAGAGGUGGACAGUUAUCAUCUCAAUGUAAACACACACAGCUGUGAAUUAAGGAAACUGAUACAUUGACCAGAUUGUUCAAAUCAUUUAACGUAUGUCACAGAAACUGCCAACACCUCACUUUCUGGGGAUCAACUUUGUCACCCAGCAUCCAACCCCAAAUCAUAAACUGUUAGUGACCGGAAGAAAAUGAUUAACCUUUCAUCUCCAAUGGAGGACUGAAGGACUGACUCGAAGGGAGAUCUACACUGAAGAGGAGUAUGCCAUACGUUUUCAAUACAUUCCUUUUGCCUCAGUGUUUAUUUUAGACGUCCUUCUUAAACAGGAUGUUCUAUUUAAUAUUAGCCUAUAAGCUGCAGUUGUUGGCGCUCUAACAACAGUCGGUGUUUUGGAGCUGAGAAUAUUUUACUAUGAAGACGAGGCGUCAGACUUGAGCUAUUAGAUGUGUGAACGCGGGCUGUGAGUGUGGUUAUGUGUCUGCUAUGUAGUAAGACUACUUGUAUUAGUAGUAACACAGUGUCUCCCCUAGGUUGACUGCCUUGACAGGGGGGGUGGGGGGUAGGGGGGGUGUCGGCUCUCUUUGUAGCUGUAACAGCAGGAGAACUGCUACGGCUCUUAGGACUACCUUCCCCGACAUUAGCAGCAGAGCUGCUAGUGUCCUCGCCACUGUUACACUGCUAUUUUGGCCCGACUUUCAGAUGGUUGGGGUUGACGUCAGUCUUUGGUUUUAGAGGGAUUUAUAACAGUUGUUGGAAAGCUUUUAUUGCACUUACCGUAACAAGAUGUCAACUUGUCUCCUCCUCCUUCCCCACAAGCUAGUGGUAGGGGAAACACUGAGUAACCGUUAUCCUGUUAUCUUGGAUGAGGGAUGGAUAUAUGAUCUAUUGUGAGAAAUGCUUUGUUGGUACUUUCAAAGAGAAAAUGAGAGAAUACGACAGUUUGCUUACUUGUAAUAAUAGAGGUCCCUCUUUGCUCUUAUCUGCUGAGGAUUGUUGUAGAAAAUCCUACAGUACUUAUCUGCCCUACACAAGCAAAAAGCAUCAACAAUGUAUUUGGUCAAAACUCAGUUGAGACCCAGAUCUGACCUUCUGAAAUCUGCUUUGCUGUAUCACCAAAACAAUACUGUAGAAAUGCAAAAUUCCUGUUAAAAAAGAGCUUUCAAACACCAAAACACAGAAACUGCACUCUGGCCGUAUAGAUACUGCACUCUGGGUUUGUAUUGCUCCUUGGUUUGCGGUAAUUACACUUUGGUUUCUCCUUCAUAUACAGCCUACUUGAAGCUAAGGCAAUGCAGCUACGUAUAUGAAAGUUAGCUGGGGACAUAGCCACACCUAGCCUGAAGUUCAAACAGAUGCACUUUUUGCCCUUGUUAUAUGUAAAUGAAAAUAUUGUCAGUUACUCAGUUUCUUAUUCCACGUAACUAAAUGAGACAGAAAUGACUGAGAAAAAAAACAGCAAACUACUGCUUAGGGUAACUAGCUUAGCAGACCUUAGUGACUUCCAUUUUUGCUUUUCACUCCAGUGAGUUAGGUCGUGUGAUUUGGUGUAGUUAAGCUGCCACUAAGUCACAUAUUGUAAUGUACUAAAUAGUAAAUUCAAUUAUGAAUUUAGUUUUACAGAUACAAAUCAGAUUCCCAUCAGCUAUAAACUAAAUAAUCAAAAUAAAGUUUAUUUUCUUGAUUAAACUAGCUUAAAAGGGGAAUAAAUCUAAAAGAACACAUUUUGUUGGUACAUACUGUGUUUUCAUUACACAUCCCCUGAAAAUAAUCCAAAUGCAGAGUGCAGAAUCUAUGGCAAUGACUUUUUGGGGGUAAAAUAAUCAGGCUAAACAGUUGAAAAUAAAGGUAUUGCAAUAUUUGUAUGUGUUACAUACUUUGCAAGCCAGCCUCAAAACAUCUAACCUGUUUUAUCUUGACAUCACUGUUUCUGUAAAUUACUGCUCUCUGCCUAUGUAGGGCAGUAAAUGCUGAACAGAAUAGUGGCUCUUAUGGUAAAUACGCUUGAAUGGGUAUAAAUCCCAGUGUUUCAGAUGCGUAUCUAUUUUAUAUCUACGCUUUUCAGCUAUAUUUCUCUGAGCUCGCCUGUUGACCGGGUGGCUUAUAUCAGUGAACAAAUCAAAGCUCCUGUUAGGCAUAGACAAUUUCAACACUGCAGUAUACAGUACAGUGAAAGACUAGUUUAAGUAACCCACUGCCAUGAAGAAAACACUAAACAACAGUAGCAACAUAUCAACUGUUGGGUCAAGCAGUCAGAUUCAUAUACGAUUAGUUCUACAGAAAGAAAUCUAAUGUAACAACAAUAUAAAUCUACUGAGAAUUUUGAGAUCCUGCUUGUGUCAUGCAUAUAGACCAUUUGCAUUUCUAACCUAAUAGGGGAUUAGGUUACAAUUUUUUAGACUGAGAGCAAAUUAGCCAAAGUACACAGAUCUUCUCAGGCCUAUGCAUAACCUGUAAUGACAAUACUAGACAAAUUAUGACUAGCGAACAGACUAUACAGUAUCUGCAAUCUUCAGUCUCCUGUUAUAACCCAUAGCAAAAGUGGGAUACAGCCUCUUCUAGAUAAACUAUAUACAUGUUAUAUCAAUAUCUGCACAAGCGUCAUCAGUGUAUGGUGUUUUAACUAUACGUCAGUGUUCUCUGUUUUUAUGUUUGUGUGUUCUGCAUGAUUAAGAUGUCCUUUUGUUAGCGUGCAGAACUUGACAAAUCAUCUUUUUCCUAAUUUGAUAUUGUGCCAUCUUUUAAUCUCAAAUUUUGACACUGAAGGAACAAUUUCACUAGGCUGUCCAGCAUGUAGAGUCAUUUUGUUCUCAUUACUUAUUGUUGAAAGCAGAUAUCUGCACAAAUAUCAGUGUAUAACUGUAAAUCCGUGUUCUCAUUUUGUAUUUGUGUGUGUCUUUUUUUAUGUUCAGCAUGGUUUAAAUGUCCUGUGUUGAAAAUCACAUCUAUAGGAUAUCGGUGUCUUUGUUUUUGAAUCUUUCAUUGCUGAUAUUGUGCCAUAUUUUAGCUAAAUAUUUUAUUGUUUAGGGUAAAAAAAACAUUCGCACUACAUAGUUAAGACAGUAUUAAGAGUAUAGCUACCAAAUGUCAACCAGAUUUUUUUUUUUUUUUGUCUUUUUGGAUAAAAAUCACUUGUUUUACCUGUGCGUCACAGGUAUGUUCAUCUUGGUACCUAACAUGUUGUUACAAACAUGGUUGCUUCUUCUCUUCUGUGAAGCUGUUGUCUAUAUAAAACUGUAAGACGUAUUCUCCUGUAAAGUGAUGUUCUGCGCUGUUUUGACACUGUCCAGUGUUACCUGUUACAGACUUGUUCUUUCGACCAACAUUUGCUUCCUUAACAAGUGUACUGGAUGCUUCAAACGUGUACCUUGCACUGAAUUAAACCGUUUAAAAGCCUCAGCAAAUA